Coffea eugenioides is the source of this 2250-nucleotide messenger RNA. Its product is annotated as scarecrow-like protein 30. Gene Ontology annotation, biological process: regulation of DNA-templated transcription. The record is from RefSeq and is a predicted model, not a curated record. Gene Ontology annotation, cellular component: nucleus. Gene Ontology annotation, molecular function: sequence-specific DNA binding; DNA-binding transcription factor activity. Bases 1 to 2250 code for a protein of 749 amino acids. The transcript has a single exon. NCBI's taxonomy places the organism in Eukaryota, Viridiplantae, Streptophyta, Magnoliopsida, Gentianales, Rubiaceae.
AUGGAUCACCAGUUCCUGAAUUUGAAUGGCUCUGGAUCUGAUGGGACUGUAGUAUCCUCUUUGGAGCAAUCUGAGUUAAAUUUCCAAUUACAGAAAGUGUGGGAUCCUGUAAAGCGCUUUGGUUUCAAUGAUGGUAUUGUUUUUGGAAGUCUUGAUCCGGAACCUCUGGAUCCUAGCAGUUUUGCUCCCUUUUUUAACGUGAGCACUGAGGUUGACUUUCCUGAUGAACAUGAGUGCUAUCCUGUGCUCAAACACAUUAACCAGAUGCUCAUGGAGGAGAAUCUGGAAGAGCAACAAAGCAUGUCCACUGAUCCAUUAGCUCUCCAAGCUGCCGAGAAAUCCUUGUACGAAAUUCUUGGCAAGAACUAUCCUCAUUCGCCUCGUGCAACAUUUGUAACAGCCCUUGAAAAUAAUGCACAUACCCCAGAUUGCUUCAGCGAAAGUUCAAGUAACCAUGUCGCAAACUGCAGCGAUAGUGGUAGCAAUUCUGCUGCCUCAUGGCCAAUUCCUGAGCUCAGUGAGUUAUCUGGGAAACAAGGUCAUCAUCUGGUUAACUCUUGCAAGUCAUCCUUCCACACCAAUUCAGUCCAGUGCCUUCAUAUGCUGAAGAAUUCGACUAUCUGUGGAAAUGGGCAGGUGGCAUCUCUCACAGAUGAAAAUCUUAUUCCGAGUUUCUACAGUAAUCAUGAAACCAUGAUGCUAUUUAAGAGAGGGCUAGAGGAAGGUAAAAAAUUCCUUCCUUCAGGGAAUCAAUUAGUUGUUGAUUUAGACAAGCAUACGCUAUCAUUAAAACUGGAGCUUCUGGCCGAAAAAAAGAAAGAUGAGGUGGAAAAAUUGGCUGAAAUAUCAGGAGGAAGGAAGCAUCAAAAUCAGGACGAUGAUGAUUCACUCAGGGGAAGAAGCAACAAGCAAUCCGCAACCAGUGAGGAAGAGGUGGAAUUAUCAGAACUACUUGACAGAGUACUGCUUCAUGCUGAUUCCAAAGGCCUAGAAGCGUAUUCUGAUGUUGAUGUCGAACAACCAAAUGGAUCAUUCAAGACCUUGUCUAGGAGUAAAUUUCUUCAUAGAUCUCGUGUCGGAAUGAGUCCAGAGAAAAGGCUGGGCGCUGAGGGUGAAGCUCUUGAUCUCUUUGGAUUGUUAAUUAGUUGUGCACAGUUUGUUGCUGCUGAUGAUCAUAGGACUGCAACUGAGAAACUGAAGCAAAUUAGGCAGCAUGCUUCUUGUCUUGGCGACCCACACCAGAGGCUAGCUUUUAUACUUGUCAAUGCUCUCGAGGCAAGGUUGGCAGGCACUGGAAGAGACCUGCAUGUUGCCUUAACUUCCAAGCGAAUUUCAACUGCUGACCAGUUGAAAGCCUACAGGGUGUAUCUUUGUUCUCCAUUACGGCCGACAUUUUCUUUCUUUGCAAAUGAAAUGAUUCUGGAAGCAGCAUCAAGAGCCACAAUACUUCAUAUAGUUGAUUUUGGCAUCACAUUUGGCUUCCAGUGGCCUACUCUCAUUCAACAGUUAUCUAACAGAGAUGGCGGGCCUCCCAAGCUCCGCAUUACAGGAAUAGACUUCCCCCAACCAGGUUUUAGGCCAGCAGAAAGCAUGCAGCAGACAGGUCACCGCUUGGCAAAAUACUGUGAAAGGUUUAAUGUACCGUUCGAGUACCAAGCAAUAGCAACAAGAAAUUGGGACAAAAUCACAAUUGAGGAGUUGAAACUUACAAGAAAUGAAGUACUUGCAGUGGCCUGUCAGUUUGGCUUAAAGAACAUAUCUGAUGACAUGGUGGAGGGUGAAUGUCCAAGGGAUGCAGUUUUAAGCUUAAUCAGGGCGAUGAAUCCAGAUAUUCUUGUAACAGAUGUUCUUAGUGCACAACUCUCUGGUCCUUUCUUUCUCACUCGAUUCCGGGAUGCCCUUUCCUUUUUCCUCACCAUGUUUGACGCUAUUGAUAACAAUCUACCACGAAAAGAUGCACAGCGGAUGAAAUUUGAACAAGAAUUUCUAGGAACUCAAUUGUUGAACAUCGUUGCAUGUGAGGGCUUAGCGCGGGUUGAGAGGUGCGAGACUUACAGAAAGUGGCAUGCUCGUUAUAACAGGGCUGGCUUCAGGCAACUUCCCUUGAAUCAGGAUCUGUUGAAGGAACUAAGAGGCAAAGUUAAAAAAGCCUACCACAAAGAUUUCAUGUUGGAUGAAGACGGUUGUUGGAUGCUUCAGGGAUGGAAAGGGAAGAUUAUCAGUGCUUGCUCUUGCUGGAUUCCUGCAUAG